Molecule: messenger RNA, 3636 nt
Organism: Rhopilema esculentum
Lineage: Eukaryota; Metazoa; Cnidaria; Scyphozoa; Rhizostomeae; Rhizostomatidae
Source: RefSeq, a predicted model, not a curated record
CCUCCAUAUUCGAAUUUUAAAAGACGGAAAAUACCAAUGAGAUGGAAAAUACAAAAUUAUAUCUUCCUACUGGCAAAAUACUGGUUAAAGAAUGAUAAGAAAUGCCCGUUUUUAGUCUAUGAUAUCCUUUCAAAGGGAUAAAGACGAUGCAUCUUGCAGUUUUGUUGAAUAAUGGAAUUUGGCAUUUACAAUAAAUGAGCACCCGUGAUUAAUGAUGGCGGUGAACUUUUUUAGGCAUCCGUACUUGAUAGAUCACCUAGCAUCAGCUUUAAAAGAAAAUUGCACAAUUUUGCUGAAUCGUAUGACCUCAAAAGAACUACUAGUUUGUUACAUUUGCAAUGAAUUUGUAAAACAAACCAAUAAACCAUGCUUGGUAUUAACAGCUCUAGAAGAUUCUGAUAGACAUCAUAGAUUCAGAAGAUGGUUAGAGGUAAUAACAAAUUUACACCUUGAAGUGUUGGGAAAGCAGCUGACUGAUGCCACAAAUGAGAAGGUUAUAGUUUACACAACGCCAUUGGACUAUUAUUUAAGGCAUAAGCUCAAGGAUACAUUUUUGGAUAAGCUGGGUCUUAUUAUUGUAGAUUUGACUGCUAUUGAAAUAGAUAAAGAAAUAUUGAAAGAGAUCAGAUCUAGUUUUGAAAUGAUCAGAGAAAGGGAAAUCAGAUUUGUUAUGCUUGUGAGCAUAAGCAAGUACACAUAUUGUGCAAAUAGUAUUAAAGAUUUUCUUAAGUUAUGCAACCAAACAAUUCCGAUAAUGCCUCUUAAAGUAGCCACUGACUCAAUUGCCAUUGGAUGUGAUGCUGGUGUUAUUAAAUCGUUCAGAAAUAUAUCUAAAGACACAGUUGCUGAUGAGCCAGCUUUGCUUCUUAUUAAACAGGAACUGGAAGAAUGUGAAUGUUUUUUAAAAGUCUUAGAGAAUGAAAGCCUAUCAGCUAAAAGAGAGGUUUUUUUGCAAGUCAUCAACAAUCUCAAGUUUCAUCUGGAAGCUUUUGGACCUGCAGCCUUUGCAUUUUGUUUGGAUGAGUUCCACAAAGUUAUCAAAGAUGCAGAAGAAGUUGAAAGAGAAGUUUCUUUGCAUUGCUUAAUGUUAAAGUUCUUGAAAACAAAACAGAUUGUAAUGGAUUCAUUAUUCAAGGAGUAUUUUGAGCAAAAGAAGCAAAUUAGGCUAGUUCACUCAUGUCUUGAAAUGGCUUUACAUACCUUAGAAAAUGAAGUAAAUAUGGUGCCAAAGUCACAACAAGUCACACUGAGAUUUGCAUUACUUGUUGAUUCAAAUGUCACAGCCAGGGUAUUAUUCUCAACUCUCCAAGAACUUAAAAUGACAACCAGAUUUAAUUAUUUAAAUAGAUUCUCAAUAUACCUCAUUAAUACAACUUUUUGUGAUGCUAUAAAUCCACUAGAGAAUACCCUGAUCAUUACAACCAUAGAUCACAAUUCAAUUUUAAGGCACAACUUUCAAUGUAAUAUUUGUAUUUGUAUUGGUAUACCAAAAGACUAUGAAGAUUUUCUAAAGAUUAAAAGACUUCUUAUCUGGAAAGAGGGAACUCUGCAUUUCAUGCUGUCAUCAACAAAUGCUAAUUUUGCAGCCAGCAUGAAGCUUCUUGAUGAAUUUGAAGAAAUUGAAAAUGUUUUUCUGCAAAUGACUUCAUCAUACAUAGAGCCAAACGCAGCAAGAGAUUCUAUUCACAAGUUAAUGCUAGAUUCCAUCUCAUUCAAACCAAACAACAUACCUGUGCAAAUAAGUCCAGUUGAAACAAUUAGUGUAAUCAACAGAUAUUGCAAAUUUCUUUCUGUUGGUAAACUGGAUUUUUCUGUUAACUCAGAAUUUGAAUUUUGGAUAGACGACAACUCCUCCAAUUUGUAUGGAAGGACACACUUACAUUUACCUGCAAAAUCAAUGCUGACCAAACCAGUGACGGCUCCUUGUGUAGCACUCUCGCUUGAACAUCAUGACCUGACAGAUGUGAAGAUCCUAUCUAGAGUUGCUACUUGUUGGGAAGCAUGCAAGUUGCUGCAUGAUGCCUCAGAAUUGGAUGCAGCAAUGGUACCAACAAGGAUGCUCAGACACCAAACAAGAGACUCAACUACUCAUGAUUUUCCAGUCAAAGUAUCAAAAAGGUCUUGGUAUAAGAAGCCUAUACCAGAAAUAUUGAAAGAUUCCUUUCCUCGGCAAGGAUCUAAAGUUUAUAUCUAUAUGAUUGAGUCUGCUGAGUCAGUGAACAGUGCUGAUGAUAGAUAUAAAAAGAAACUAGGGUUUUGCACAAGGAAAAGGCUACCUAAGCUUCCUGCAUUUGUUAUAUACAAACGAAGACAAAAGAUAUUACUAAGCAUCCGGGAGGUAGCAACGAGAACACUAGAAGAAGGGAGCAACAAUUGUCUACUUUAUUUCCAUUUCUACGUCCUCAACAGUAUUCUCAAGUAUGAAGUCAAUGGAUGCGAUGACACCUGUCAGCCGGACAAUGGUCUGUUAUGGACAGUUCUGAAAGAGGAUGGGGAAGGAAUUUCAAUCGAUGAACGGUUCCUGGAGUCUCUGUUACACUCUAGAGAUUGUAGUCAGACAACAAAUGUUGAUUUAGAUUUGUGUGGCAACAUUAAAGAUGCCAUAGUUGUACCCCGACAUAGAAAGGAUGAGGAUGUUGUUUAUAUUGUUCAAGGCAUUUGCAGAGACGUUACGCCACUUGAUGUAUUCCCAAACAAGCAAGUUGCAAAUAGCUAUCUAGAUUAUUAUCGAAAUAAGCAUAAUAUCGAGCUUAAACCUGAUCAACAUAUGGUUGAAGUUAAGUCUAGAGGUAAAGACUUGAAUCUUUUACAAAAAAGAUUUCCAGAAAAAGAAAGCAGCAAAUUCCUAAGAAAUAAAAACAAUAUCGUCAUUCCUCAAGAAUUAUGCUCGGUUCAUCCGAUACCAAGUCAUUUGUGGGAACAAAUCGAUUGGAUACCAGUUGUUAUUCAUCGUAUGACGUCACUGCUCUUGGUCAAAGAAUUUCAGGAUGUGCUAUGUGACGAAUUUGGUCUUUUUAGUUCAGAAUGCUCUCCUGCUAUCGAUGACUGUAUUUGUUUAAAACUUAACGAAUUUCACGUGGCAAGGGACCAAGCGAUGCUGCAGAGUAUCGAGAAAGAAUUUGUGGGAUCAAAAACCGUAUUAGAAGAAAACACGAAAGGUAACGAUGAUGGGACAGGAGAGCCUUCGUCCAGUCGGAGAGUACGCCAGCAGUUAAAAAACGAUAUCGGUUCGCUUUCCAGUGAGCCCUGCAACUUCAGUGCUGGAAAUAAUGAGAGUCUUGCUUCAGAUUUUGUAGCGGAUAUUGUGAAGCGAAGAUUAUUACCUCCUCCAUCUUUUCUACUUGUAGCUUUGACGUCAAUUGAAGCUGGUGAUCUGUUUGACUGUGAAAAGCUUGCCAUUCUUGGUGAUGCAUUUUUGUGUUUCGCAGUUUCUGUUCAGCUGUUUUAUCAGAAUCUCAAUGAACACGUCAUGUCACAAGAAAGAGGCGUCUUGGUUCGAAUAUGAUGCUUUACCAAAAAGGUGAUUUAAAGGAGCUCUGGAAAUACCUCUUUGAAGAGCGGUUUGACUAUAAAUCAAAUUUGAUGGUUAAAGCAGUUGUUAAUUGUGAGCGUAUAAAUCUCCUUACAGAGGAAGAC